CUCCUCCCGCUCUUCCCCCCUCAUUUCUUCCUCUGCCUUCCGCAGCUCCGGGGUGGGGCUGGCAGAGCCGGCGGGCGGGGCCGGGCAAGGCGAGGGGGCGAUGCCGACUCAGCGCGAGAGCGGCAGCAACAGCGGCGGCGGGAACAGCAUGUCUCUCCCGGGCCUGGGAGGAGGCGGGGGCGGCUCCGGGGGUCUCGGUGGCCCUGGCGGGGACAGCGCCCACCAAGUCCGCGUCAAGGCUUUUUACAAGGGUGACAUUAUGAUAACCUACUUUGAACCUUCCAUCUCCUUUGAGGGAUUGUGUAACGAAGUUCGAGACAUGUGCGCCUUUGAUAAUGAACAGCUUUUUACCAUGAAGUGGAUCGAUGAAGAAGGGGAUCCAUGUACCGUUUCUUCUCAGCUGGAAUUGGAAGAAGCUUUUCGGUUGUAUGAACUAAACAAAGAUUCAGAACUCCUAAUACAUGUGUUUCCUUGUGUACCAGAAAGACCUGGAAUGCCCUGUCCAGGGGAAGAUAAGUCUAUUUAUCGCCGAGGUGCACGGCGAUGGCGAAAGCUCUAUUGUGCAAAUGGUCACACUUUCCAAGCCAAGCGAUUCAACAGGAGAGCUCAUUGUGCCAUCUGCACUGAUAGGAUAUGGGGACUGGGACGCCAGGGAUACAAAUGCAUCAAUUGUAAACUCCUCGUUCACAAAAAAUGUCACAAACUGGUCAGCAUAGAAUGUGGCCGACACGCAUUACCACAAGAGUCUAUGGAUCCUUCAUCAGUGCAUCUUGAUAACAUGGAACCAGUGAUUCCUUAUCAUCCUUCAAGUCAUGAAAGUUUGGACCAUGUUGGUGAAGAAAAGGAGGCAACAAGUAUUAGAGAAAGUGGUAAAGUAUCCUCCAGUCUGGGUCUCCAAGAUUUUGAUCUACUUCGAGUUAUAGGGAGAGGAAGUUAUGCAAAAGUACUUCUGGUUCGGUUAAAGAAGACUGAGCGCAUUUAUGCAAUGAAAGUUGUGAAAAAGGAACUAGUAAAUGAUGAUGAGGAUAUUGAUUGGGUUCAGACAGAGAAACAUGUCUUUGAGCAGGCUUCAAAUCAUCCUUUUCUUGUUGGCCUUCACUCUUGUUUCCAGACAGAAAGCAGACUAUUUUUUGUUAUAGAAUAUGUAAACGGAGGGGACCUCAUGUUUCAUAUGCAGCGCCAAAGGAAAUUGCCGGAAGAGCAUGCAAGGUUUUACUCGGCAGAAAUCAGUUUAGCAUUAAACUACCUUCAUGAACGAGGAAUAAUUUAUAGGGAUUUGAAACUCGAUAAUGUGUUGCUAGAUUCUGAGGGGCAUAUCAAACUGACUGACUAUGGCAUGUGCAAGGAAGGAUUAAGGCCUGGAGACACAACAAGCACAUUCUGUGGCACUCCUAACUACAUUGCUCCUGAGAUCUUGCGUGGAGAAGAUUAUGGAUUUAGUGUGGACUGGUGGGCUUUAGGUGUCCUGAUGUUUGAAAUGAUGGCAGGCAGAUCACCAUUUGAUAUUGUUGGAAGCUCUGAUAAUCCUGAUCAAAAUACAGAAGACUAUCUUUUCCAAGUUAUUCUAGAGAAGCAAAUCCGUAUCCCACGAUCCCUUUCUGUGAAGGCAGCAAGUGUUUUAAAAAGCUUUCUUAACAAGGAUCCAAAAGAACGGCUAGGUUGUCAUCCUCAAACAGGGUUUGCAGACAUUCAGGGACAUCCAUUUUUUCGUAAUGUUGAUUGGGACCUGAUGGAACAAAAGCAAGUGGUUCCUCCCUUUAAACCAAACAUAUGUGGAGAAUUUGGUCUGGACAACUUUGACUCCCAGUUCACGAAUGAGCCUGUUCAACUCACCCCUGAUGAUGAUGAUAUUGUGAAGAAGAUUGACCAGUCUGAAUUUGAAGGCUUUGAAUAUAUCAAUCCCCUUCUGAUGUCUGCUGAGGAAUGUGUCUGAGCUCCCACUUCUGAACUGUGCCAUUUGUCGCUGACACAUUUUUCUGCAUGGAUGAACAGUUUGCAGUUGGGAUGCAAUUAAUAAAAUGCAUUUACCUUUGUCAUUUGCUAUCAAAUAAGAACCUUUCAUUAACCUGCCAUAUAAGCUGGAUGCUUUUUAUUUGACUAUAAGGAAAUCUAAAACACUAAAACAGAUUUUGCCAAAGUUGAACUUGAAUCAUCAAGGCAACCAUUUUCCUACAGGCUGCCUAAUGUGAAAUAGAGGAUGUUGCCACCUAUUCCACUUGAAAUGUAAUGCAGCUCUGGGUUCAAAGUGGUCUAAUUAAAGAGCACCUGCUUGCAUUAAGUGAAAUUAACACAUCAAGUCCAGCUGUCUUCAGUUUUACAUGUGUAUGUUGCCAACCCAGAGUAAAACGAGUAUGCUCCCUAAUUCAUUUGAAGAACCCUUGAUAAACCUGAGUUCUCAGACCUGGCUAAGAAGCUUACUCGCAUUGGUGAUGGUAAUGUGUUAGACUGAAAACAAAUGAAGAGCAGCAGGAGAAUUUACAUGUACUGCCACAACCCGCUUCCAUUCCAUGUAUAUUCCACAUUCAGUGUGAACUGGACGUAAAGUUUCAUCUUUUAUGUUACAAUUUUAGCAUUGCAAUCCUGGGUGCACUUUGAGUAGGCGCCAUUGGAUUUGGUGGGAUUUACUUCUGAGCAAACAUGCAUAGGAUUGUGGUGUAAUAUUUGCAGUCUCCAGGAUACAGUGGUACCUCGGUUUACGAACUCAAUCCAUUCUGGAAGUCGGUUCUUAAACUGAAACUGUUCUUAAACCAAGGCAUGCUUUCCCUAAUGAGGCCUCCUGCCGCCGGUGUCCUUCCACCGUUCGGAUUUUGUUCUUAUGCCGAGGUAAAGUUCUCAAACCAGGACACUAUUUGCGGAGUUUGUAAACCGAAUCAUUAGUAAACCAAGGUACCACUUUAAUGCCUUGCUAUUUUUUUUAGACUUGGAAGUGGCACAGCAUUUACUAUAGGCUUGACAGAGUCAUGGAGAAUAGUUGCUUUCUUGACAGCGGAAACCAUGGCUGUCUCUAAAUAGGACUUUUCUUUCAAGCACCAUGCAGUAGAUUUAACUCCAAAAUUACUUGUCAUUCAUUUAAUCAAAGUUCUUUGGUAUACAUCCUUGCUAUGUAAAUGAGUGCCUUCUUAAGUCUGUCCUUUUCAAAAGGGCUAAUAAAAUGUAUGGUAUCAGUCUGAAUUAAAAUGAACCAGUAGAGGGUUUUUUAAAAAGAAAAAAUAAGUAUUUAGCAGAAAUAGGCAGCUAAUGUUAACAAAUACAACCUCAUGCAGCCAGCUUUAUAAUUUUGUAGCUUCUGUUAAGGUAGACCAGAAUUUAUUUUCACUAUGGAUUUAAAAGGCUAAUAGGCUCAUACAGCAGCUGUACAGUUUGAAAAACCAUUACACUAUACCACUACAAAAGGAUCCCUCUAUUAAUGUGAUUAGGGAAGUGUGGCUCCUUUCAUGGUCCUAUACUUACUGCUCUAAGAUGUAUGCAAAAGUCUAAAUAAAAAUUCAAACCAGCUAGGUCAGUGAAGAUGGGCGUUCUAAAGGUCUGUAUAUAAUUAAUAUAAUGAAGUACCGAGAAAAAGUUGCAUGCUUUAUCUUAAAAGUCGAGGAACUGCUGGCUGGAGAUGUCACUUGUGUAUUUUGCUUGAUUUUUAAAUGCUUGUAAAGAGAAGGGAUUUUCAAAGUGUUUUAGAUAAUAUAGAAAUGUGGACUUAACUUAAUAGUUGUCCAGAACCAAGCACAUUCUAGUUAGCCUUCUGGAGUUAUUUUUCUCUGCCAUUGUGAACUUAAUCUAUGGUACAUUUGUGCAUUAAGGCAAAAAUUGCCUCUUUGACUAGUAUGCAUUAUCUUCAUUGUGCUUUUCAAACACUGGCAUGUUGAAGAGGAGGAAUUCAACCACUUUGGUACUUUCCCUUGUUAAGCUCAUGUCAGUUACAGGGUACAUCUAAAAACAUUUAAUUGUGCUAUGUUUUAGAUCUGAUGAGUAGUCUUUCAGUUUUACAUUCUUGAAGGGGGAAGGAGACCUCUAUAACUUAAUAGAGCUAACUUACAACUUGGCUUGUGCCCUCUUAUUUUAUUUCGUCCUUUCUUAAUGUAUCUGAAAUUAGGCCACUAACAGCGGUUUCACUUCAUAAGCUGCAUGGUACAGAAUGACUUACAUAAGAGGUACAUUUUCUGACUCACAAACUGUAGGUGAGUGAAAUUCUCACAUCUAAGACUUUUCUUCAAAGCACAAAAGGAGUAAAAUUGCAGAUGUUACAAUGUGCUUCCUACCCCCUUGUAUAUGUGUGUCUUACUUAUUUCAUCUUAUAGUGUCAAUUUUUCACAACGAACUGAGGGAUGUUAAAAGCAAAUAUCAAGUUUUGUUUUGUUUUUCAUGUUUCCAAACAAGUGCCAUGGUAUUAAGUUGUUAGUUGUUGUUGUUUUUAACAAAAAUAUUAAAUGUAUAGAGGCUGUCUUAAAAUAUUGAACAGGGAAUUCAGACAUGGACAGCUAAUGCAGCAUGCUUUUCUGAAGGUAGCCCUUUAGUGUAAACAUUGAACUAAAUGGGUGCUUCCAUCUUGUACUAUGUACUUCCUUCAUUUUGCAGAUAUUGUACUGUACUGUGUAAUCUCUUGUAUUUCUGCACACUUUUUUACUUUCCAUUUUAAGUUUCAAAAUUAAAAAAAAACCACCAGGGCUUUUUCUUUAAA
This is a messenger RNA of Podarcis raffonei (Aeolian wall lizard), 4672 nucleotides long. It is a transcript of the gene PRKCI, whose product is annotated as protein kinase C iota. The record is from RefSeq and is a predicted model, not a curated record. The coding region runs from base 101 to 1933 and encodes 610 amino acids. Gene Ontology annotation, molecular function: protein binding; ATP binding; diacylglycerol-dependent serine/threonine kinase activity. Gene Ontology annotation, biological process: protein phosphorylation. NCBI's taxonomy places the organism in Eukaryota, Metazoa, Chordata, Lepidosauria, Squamata, Lacertidae. The transcript is spliced from 18 exons.